UAAGCGCGCGGACCGCCUCUUCCCCACAAAACACACCCGCCUCCACGCCCGCAACCUCUUCAUCUCGCACAUCCCACUGCACCACGACUGAAUCACCCUAGACGAUAGACAUCAUGAGCAACACUGAAUGGGACAGCAAGGUCGUUAUCGGCUCCAAGGGCAAGGUCCCGAAAGUGACCAAGAACUCCUCUGAUCUGAAUGGGGCUCAGGCGCGGCGAGUGGGUGCUGUCGUGGCGACAGACAGGAAGAUGACCGCUGGAUCGAACAAGGCUCACGUAGGAACCGACCACCAGCGCAUAGCCAAGCUCGACCGUGAAAACGAGGUUGCGCCACCGCCCAAGGUCGCGCCCACCGUGGGCAAGGCCAUCCAGACGGCGCGCAUGGAGAAGCAGUUCUCGCAGAAGGACCUCGCGCAGAAGGUCAACGAGAAGCCGUCCGUCAUCCAGGACUACGAGUCCAGCAAGGCGAUCCCGAACCCGCAGAUCCUCGGCAAGCUCGAGCGCGUCCUCGGCGUGAAGCUCCGCGGUCAGGACAUCGGCAAAAAGCUGGGGGGGCCGAAGGCGUCGUAAGGCGGCCCCUCCACGAUGCUGCUUGCGACGCCUGUCCCGUCGACCCGAUGGAUGGUGGACGAUGGACGAUGGAUGUGUAGUUGAACCAUCUUUUUUCUGCUCGCUGUUUAACUAGAUUUGCGCGCGUGCGCUGUCCCCGACCCACGAUUGUCCCCAUCACUAUAAUCCUAGUUGCCAGUGUAUGAUCAGAACAUCCCGGUGUUUGUUGCAGUUGUACUGAACCGUACAGUAGUGCGCGCGCUCCCGGGCCCGCGAUGCUGGUUCCGGCCUGUCUGAGUCCGUAUACACGUGGUCACGGGGCUAGGAAGUCGUUUGUUUUCAUGCCGGCGCAU
Rhodofomes roseus is the source of this 901-nucleotide messenger RNA. RefSeq names its product multi protein bridging factor 1-domain-containing protein. Gene Ontology annotation, molecular function: DNA binding. The transcript is spliced from 4 exons. Lineage: Eukaryota; Fungi; Basidiomycota; Agaricomycetes; Polyporales; Fomitopsidaceae. The coding region runs from base 114 to 569 and encodes 151 amino acids. Gene Ontology annotation, cellular component: nucleus. The record is from RefSeq and is a predicted model, not a curated record.